CCGGCUGGGACUAUCUCCGAGGGCGAGCUUCCCGGCUGCUCAGUCUUCUCUGCCAGCGGAUUCGCUGGGCUUCACGAUGGCGCUGCGGGGCGUGUGUGUCGUGGAGCUAGCCGGCCUGGCCCCGGGCCCGUUCUGCGGUAUGAUCCUAGCGGACUUCGGCGCGCAGGUGCUACGCGUGGACCGGCCCGGCUCCAGCGGCGAUGUGAGCCGCUUGUCCCGAGGCAAGCGCUCGCUGGCGCUGGACCUGAAGCGGCCGGAAGGAGCCAGCGUGCUGCGGCGCCUGUGCGAGCGGGCGGAUGUGCUGCUGGAGCCCUUCCGCCACGGUGUCAUGGAGAAACUCCAGCUCGGCCCAGAGAUUCUACAGCAGGAGAAUCCGAAGCUUAUUUAUGCCAGGUUGAGUGGGUUUGGCCAAUCAGGAAAAUUCUCCAGAGUAGCUGGCCAUGACAUCAACUUUUUGGCUUUGUCAGGUGUCCUAUCAAAAAUUGGCAGAAGUGGUGAGAAUCCAUAUGCCCCGCUGAAUCUCCUGGGAGACUUUGGUGGUGGAGGCCUCAUGUGCGCACUGGGCAUCGUGAUGGCUCUUUUUGAACGCACACACUCUGGCAAAGGUCAGGUCAUUGAUGCAAACAUGGUGGAAGGAGCAGCCUAUCUAAGUUCUUUUCUGUGGAAAACGCAAAAAACAGGGCUGUGGGAACAGCCUCGAGGACAGAACAUAUUAGACGGUGGAGCACCUUACUAUACAACUUACAGAACAGCGGAUGGACAGUUCAUGGCUGUCGGAGCUAUAGAGCCCCAGUUCUAUGAGCUGAUGAUCAAAGGACUUGGGCUAAAGUCUGAUGAACUCCCCCCUCAGAUGAGCAUGACUGACUGGCCAGAAAUGAAGAAGAAAUUUGCAGAUAUAUUUGCAAAGAAGACAAAGGCAGAGUGGUGUCAAAUCUUUGAUGGCACAGAUGCAUGCGUGACUCCGGUUCUGACUCUUGAAGAGGUUGUCCAUCAUGAUCACAGCAAAGAACGGGGCUCUUUCUUCAUGGGUGGAGAGCAGGAUGUGAGUCCUCGCCCUGCACCUGUGCUCUCUGACACCCCAGCCAUCCCAUCUCCCAAACCGGAUCCUUUGGUCGGGGAACAUACUGAAGAGAUACUUAAAGAAUUUGGGUUCAGCCAAAAAGAAAUUGAUCAACUCACCUCAGAUAAAAUCAUUGAAAGUUAUAAACCAAAAGCAAAUCUCUAACUUCCAGCUCAAGCGAAUUUUAAUAAUGCACUUAGUACAUGAAUAAUGCAUAAAAUGGUGCGUGCGCACGAGCACACCCACACAGAAGAAUAGCACUGUGGUAGUCCAGCUCUUCUUAUCAAGAAUCAACUGGAAAGUCUGAUUACACAGUAAUGAUUGAAAUCUGAAAUGAUUAUCAUCGGGGCUUUUGAUUUAGGAAUUAUUUUGUGAACUUAGACUAAAUUGUACCAGUUCUUCUGCCUUCCAAUUUACUUGUAGAAUGUCCUUGUUGAUAUUAAAAUACUCAUGUACUCAUAUUUUAAAUAAAUUAAUAUAAUGGUUUUUAUUAUA
This is a messenger RNA of Tupaia belangeri chinensis (Chinese tree shrew), 1555 nucleotides long. RefSeq names its product alpha-methylacyl-CoA racemase (gene AMACR). The record is from RefSeq and is a predicted model, not a curated record. Gene Ontology annotation, cellular component: mitochondrion. Lineage: Eukaryota; Metazoa; Chordata; Mammalia; Scandentia; Tupaiidae. Gene Ontology annotation, molecular function: alpha-methylacyl-CoA racemase activity. The coding region runs from base 77 to 1225 and encodes 382 amino acids. The transcript has 5 exons. Gene Ontology annotation, biological process: bile acid metabolic process.